This is a messenger RNA of Anolis carolinensis (green anole), 1551 nucleotides long. RefSeq names its product VIP peptides. Gene Ontology annotation, biological process: phospholipase C-activating G protein-coupled receptor signaling pathway; negative regulation of smooth muscle cell proliferation; epinephrine secretion. Bases 761 to 1120 code for a protein of 119 amino acids. Gene Ontology annotation, cellular component: extracellular region; neuron projection. The transcript has 5 exons. Gene Ontology annotation, molecular function: neuropeptide hormone activity; peptide hormone receptor binding. The record is from RefSeq and is a predicted model, not a curated record. NCBI's taxonomy places the organism in Eukaryota, Metazoa, Chordata, Lepidosauria, Squamata, Anolidae.
CCAAAAUAUAUAGAUUUAGACAACAAAGUAUUGCUAUAUACUAAACAUAGUGUUAAAUGUAUAGUUAACUAAGAUAUAUUUGAAUCAUAGUAUUUACAACUAAAAAUCUAUCCAGAAGAAUACCAUCUCAGGUAUUCUGAGAUUUCAUUUUGAAUUUCUACAUGAGUGUUAGAGUGCUUUCAGUCUCUGGCCCUUCAUUUCCUUUAAAAUCAUGGACUUGGGAGGAGAAAAAACCCCACAUUAGUUUAAAUCACCACUUAAUACUAUAAUCUUAAUUCCUUGAUCCUGGAGGCAGGAUUUGGCCAUGCAUUCUAAAAACUGGAUUCUUUGCCCAGUCCGAUGUUACUCAUAUUCAGUCAUUCAUCAAUCUAGCUAUAAAUCAAUUUAAGCGGAAGAGGGCUUCCCAUGAAUUAAAUAUGAACUGUUUGGAGUAGGGAAGUGGUCCUCUGUAGAUACAUAUAUAUAAACCCUACAACAUGAGACAGAUUGAACGACUGCACAGAGUGCACUGAAGGGGAAAGAGGGCAUUGGCUUAGCAAGGAGAGCUGGUAAACUUCCGACCAGCAAUCAGAGGGAGGGAGCAGAGCACAGACUUUUCCUUCAAAACUCCAGUUCAGUAUCUGAAGAAGAAACCUGCGGAAAAAGCAAAACAGCUGCAAAGGCAUUCAGCACUCACGAGAGCUCCCAGGGUUGUUUUGGUCAGGGUACUAUCCUGCUCCUGAGAAGACAAGAAAGCCUCCUUCAUCCUUUGUCCAUAGAGAUGGAAUACAGAAGUGGCCCCCAGUUUCUCCUGUCCUUUGCACUUCUCUAUGUUUUCUGCUCCCAAACUCUUGCUUUAUCUUCUUUGGGAACAUAUUCAGCAAUGAGGAAUGAUGAACAGAUGCCAGUCAAACGCCACUCUGAUUCUGACUUCACUGAUCAUUACAGUCGCUUUCUAAGGCAGAUGGCUGUGAAGAAGUAUUUGGACUCUGUCUUAACUGGGCAAAGAAGUCAGGAAGAACUGAACCCAUCGAGCCUUCAGGAUGAAACAGAACUGGCUGAACUUGCAGUAUCAGGAAAAUAUGAUGAUAUCGGACUGCUGAGACACCUCCCUUUGGACAUUUUAAUCCAACUUAAUUAAGAAACCCUGCAAAAAAAUCUUUCUGAAGUCCUAAAGACAAAUCAAACCAUUUUUGAGUGGCUCAUAGUAAUAAUACUUGGAAGUAUUGUUUAAAUAUGGUUAAUAAAAUUCCUCAACUUUUUUCUGCAUAGUUGUAAUACGUAAAGAAAUUGUUUUCCUCAAAUCAUUAUUGCAGAUUUUGGUGUUGCCUUUUUGUCUCUUUUCAAGUUGCCUGAUAUAUUAUACAAUUUCCAUACAAAGAUAUGACAGUCGGUAGGUUUAAUUUGUCCUAAAAUCAUUGAUGCUAAGGAUUAUUCUGCAUUUGGCUCUGUAUAUGUUUACUGAUAAAAGUAUUCCUAAUAUAAAUAGCAGGAUUGGAGACACUUUACUAUUUUUUCCAAAAUGAAUGUAACCGAUGAAAUAUGCAGACAAUAAAGACACUUUAUUAUCAC